AUGGCGUUAAUUGGGCCAGCCUCUGACGAAGACCCCGACUGGGUAUCGUACAACAGCACCUCGUCUGGCAGCGAUGACUCUCGAGACACGACGUUGCUGCCGACGUCGACAAGCAGUCGCACCAGCAAGAGUAUCAGAAGUUCCCUCUUGACGUCAUCUUGCAAGGAGCGUCGGCGAGCAUCGGCCAAGUCAAAACCGCCCACGCGAAACGCCGACAGCGGCAUCAGCCGAAUCACCGGGCUCUUUGGGUCUGGUACGGGCAGCCGUACGAGUACGAGUCUUGCUACGAGGCCCUCAGGCGCGCCCACCGACACCCCCAGGUUCAGCAUCGAAGGCUCCCCAAACAGUCCUCGCCGGAGACUCUCCAGACCCUGGCCACCCUCUGUCCCCUGGCCGUUCCUGGCACACACUUCGACCCGACACAGCCAAACUCAAACACAUAACCAUAACGCUCUCCCUCAACCGCCCUCGGCACAAUGCGAUCCAGGACAGCGGCUUCUGCAGUCACAAAAUGACACAGUCCAGGAGACAAAGCAAUUCCCACCGCGCCCUGCCCUUGCCCUGACCCGUGCGCCGCAGCUCCAUCCUGCGAAUGUCCUGGUCGACCGAGUCACCAUGGACAUCACCAACCCGGCGCAGAGUCCCAAUUUGUCGGACCUCCUGACCAGCCUCUCCAGCCGUGAAGAUGCGAGUCGCAAGAUGGCAGCAUUCAAGCUGCAGUCGCUGAUCAACGAUCCCUCCUUCGCCGAACUCUUUGUCGUCUCCGGCGGCCUGCCUCGACUGCGCAGUCUGAUCCUCGAGAGCAAUGGAAACACGUUGGCGUACAGCUUGGCGAGCUUCGCACGGCUACUGGAAGUUGACCAGGGGUGGGAAGCCGUCAAUGAUCAAGUGGUCGUGGAGUUGGUUGUAUGUCAGCCGCUGGUGAACAUCUUGCGAGGAGCCAUGGCCAUCUUGGUGUCGAUUGUGUCGCGGCCGUACCAUACAGAUCGAUCAUCACAAAUAAGCACGUCGAACAGUACAGGGGGCUUCCAGGCCCUGAAACCCGCCAUUGCGGUUUAUCCACAGUUUUUGGAGAUGCUGGUGACGAGAUUAUCUUCGGCGGAUCAUGCUCUGUGCGCGAAUGCCCUACAGCUGAUCAACUCGCUCAUGAGGGACGCAAUAACGAAUGAUAAUGAGACGGAGUGGCCCAAGUUCAUAAAGCGCAUCCAAGAUCUUGGGGUGAUCAAGGCUGUCUAUGUGCUCAUGCAGAGCUCAGCCCUGCAGGAUCUGGCGCACCCGCUGCUGGAGUUCCAGGCUCUUACGAAAGUCCUACUUAGAAGGUGGAGGGAUGUGCCAGUUGACUUGGUAAAGCCGGAACACAGACGAACAAUCAAGGCCAUCCACCUGUCCAGUAAUCCAGAGAAACCCUCGGAGAACGAAGGGUUGAACGGGGACUCGAAGCCCAAGCACAAUCCGCUCAAGUGGCGACGACUAGGAUUCUCUGGUGAAAACCCGGAGCCAGACUUUGCUGACAUGGGGUUCCUUGGGAUGAUGGACCUCUCAGACUAUGUGCGCAAACACCAAGACGAAUUUCAGAACAUCCUGCUUGAACAGGCGGUGGCCCCGGAGCAAAAACGAUGUCCGUUAGCUCGGGCCAGUUUGCUCCUAACAGCGAUUCUUUUCGAGCAUUUUGAAGUGGACAAGAUGGACCUGGAAGAUUCCAAGAGUUAUCUAGCUUUGGAAAGUCGGACUAACUUUGACAAAGUCUUCAAACCUCUGCUUUUACAUUGGAGCAGGCUUCAUGUUGCGGGCCUGCAUGCGUUCUUAAGGUUGUGGAAGGCCACAGGAGCCGAAUUAGUUGACUUUGUCAAGAUUACGGAGUUGGUUCGGAUAUUGGUAGAGAGUGUGGUCGGUGGAGCUGAUCGCACCAAAGGGAUCGAAGAAAUCGAAAAGGAGAUGGCUGCUUUUGAGUACAGGAAACUCCGCGAGCUUCAGAUGGAGCUGCUGGAAUUGACUUACGAAGACGUUUGGGGUCACCAUCUUCGUGGCGUUAAGGAAGAGCUGCAGACAGAGGCUCUACAGUUUGUCAAGGAACAAAGGAUCAGAUGCUUGCUUGCCGGGGCAUGGUUUCCCCAUGGUGGUGCCUAUGCUGACCAGGAAACUGGAGGUCCAGUCACUGCUGACAGUCUUCUUCAGACCUCGUCACAUGGCUACCGGUUCAUCAAGCUCUCCGAAAACCGUAAGUACCUGCACUGGGGUGACUUUGACGAGAAAGAUGAGGAGUCACCGGCUAUUUCUCGUCUGCGGGACAAGAUCGAUGUGUCGAUCAUCUCCUCGGUCGUGUCGAACGUGACCGCCAAUGACCGGUCAUCGAUCGCAUCGGAUUCGACCCUGAAGGAGCUGACGCACGACAAGUUCACCACGACAAGAGUCACCAUCCAUGGCUACUUACCCAAAUCGCGAGGUGGGCAUUCUCGAGCUUCAUCGAAAGCUUCCUCGGGUCGGAGUGCGACCAAGGAAUCUGUCCUGCUCACGUUUCAACCGAACAGUCAUGCGGUGGCAUCAGAAUGGUUAGAUGGCUUGCUCAUGCUGCUCGAUCAGCAACCCAUCACCUCCGAAACCAACAGGCUGAUCCACUUGAUAAGUGACUAUGGGCUGAAGGUACGACUGCUGAAUGUCCGGUUCAAUGAUGAGGAAGGCAUCGUUGAAGGCAUGGACGGGAUGGACGGCCCUGAGAUUCCUAGCAGGGAAGGACUGGAUGAAGACUAUUACUACGAGAUUUGA
This is a messenger RNA of Exophiala spinifera, 2763 nucleotides long. RefSeq lists its product as uncharacterized. NCBI's taxonomy places the organism in Eukaryota, Fungi, Ascomycota, Eurotiomycetes, Chaetothyriales, Herpotrichiellaceae. Gene Ontology annotation, cellular component: plasma membrane. The transcript has 2 exons. The record is from RefSeq and is a predicted model, not a curated record. Bases 1 to 2763 code for a protein of 920 amino acids. Gene Ontology annotation, biological process: actin filament organization; cell motility.